AAAAGUUGGUAUUAUAUUAUGCACGUUUUGUUUGUGGUAGUGCAUUUUUCAAUAUAUUCGUAUGCGACAUGCGACAAUAUAUUGAAUUGACAGGUGUUUGAUGAUAGAAUAUAGUAUUACGUUUUUCGUGUUUUUUUUUUAACUUUAUUACCAUAUUAUUACCGUAUUAUUCAUUUUUUGUAAGUGUUUUAAGAUUCUAGAAAAUUGCCAGCGAUGCAAUGUAUCAAGUUUUCAUUAGCGGAUACCGUUUGGCCGAAGUGUCACACGGCAAGCCCUAUUAUGUUUACUGUAUUGAGGUUUUGGAAUCAGAAAGUGGUAUUCGAUAUUUUAUCGAGAGAAGAUACAGCGAAUUUAACGCAUUACAUCGCACGUUGAAGAAAGAAAAUGCGGAAGUUGCUCCGUUUCCGCCAAAAAAGGUAAGAAAUUGCCAGCCAAAAGUGCUCGAGCAAAGGCGAGCCGCAUUGGAAUUGUACAUUCAAAAAAUGUUAAGGCUUUCAACUACGAAGCAACAGGUUCUCAAUUUUCUAGGCAUAGAAGAUCGAACAUCAGGUGUGUCAUAUAAAAAUACGUUUCAAUAUAAGGAUACGGAAGAUUCGCAAUACGUUGACACCAGUGCUUUUAGUCAUCAACCUGUGUUAACUUUCCAUUAUGAUCCAUACGUUGAGUCUGGUUCUAUGUCGAAUAGUCUUCCAGAUAUAGUGAUUAAUGGUGUGCUUUCCGGAAUAUAUAAGUCCUGAGAAGCUUACCUUAAGUUGCAUAUAGUGAUAUCUCCCAUGAAAAGUAUUAAAAUAGUAUAUUUUAUGGGAAAUUUCAGCUCUCUAUUAUAAAUCGUAUAAAAAUUAAGGAGGCCGUUUUUAUCCAUUAUUUUUAUCUCACAAAAGAUAAAACGGUGGGUGUAUGUCGAUAAAUAUACACAUAUGAAGAAAUAAGUGCUUCCAUUUUAUACAUAUUCUAAUGUCUUUAAUUUCAUUGUCGCUAUAUACAACAAUUUCUAAUCUCUUUUCAAUUAAGAAAAGAAGGAAGAAUUUACAAUCUUUUGCGUUUGAAUCAAUCAGUCAUUAUUUUCUCAAUCUGCGAUAUAUUUAGAUAACAAGAGUAAUUUCUUAUUAGUGUAUUCAAGAUAUGCGAAAAAAUAUACGCUCUGUUAUAUUUGAAUCAUCGUCUUGUUUAUUUCAUCUCAUUAUUCUCAGAGUUUACAUUAUUUGUGACAUUCAUCUUAAUUCUAUUUAACUUUACUGGAUAUUUGGAUUGUAAAUGUAAAUGUAACUCAUAAGCGGAUCUCUUGCGGUAUUUCUUAUUCGCAUUAAUUCGUUUACUACCGUUUAAAGGAAAUCACGGUCACUUAAAAAUCCAUCAUCGAUAUAUUUUAUUUUCCGAUAGAUAAUAAAGUAUAUAUCGCGAUAGCAUUUUUUCCGCAUCGACAGGACAGCGUUCAUUCAUUUUCUUAUGAGAUGAUAUUUUUUAAGCAACUAUUAAUAUCGAAUGAUAAUUAUUAUCAUGAAAAAAAAGAACACGUUUUUAACUGAUUCCAAUCAGAUAUACAACGCAAUGAUAUAUACGCUUCUUCUUCUUUUUUUUUUUUAUUUUUUCGAUUUUAUCCAUUUUUUGUCGCUGCUGCUGAUAGGCAAUUACGCGAUUAGCAAGUGAUUGAUAUAAUGCCUGAUUGUGAAUAAUUAUAGCCACGAGAUUUUAGUUGUCUCUGCCUUUGAUCGGACCUAUUUUAAAUCUGUCUAUAGAACGCUAAAUGGGCAGAGAUAUGAAAAUGGUGUGAAUUUCAGGCGGUGUAAUUCAUUUUGGUCCACUGGAUCGGGCAUGUUUGUCUUGCACUCGACGCGCAGUUUUUUUGUUUUCGAUGGACUUUUUUUUUUGCUGAAAAAUAGGAAAUCUCUUUUUUUUCGGUUUCACGGUCGCGACGUUUUUCUUUUCUUGCAUUAUUAUUAUUUUUUUUCUUUAGAAAAACAUGGAAAAAUGGUACACAUGCAAACCGGAAACGCCGUGACAACGGUAGUAAUCAUAUAUGUAUAUUCGCGAUAGUAGGACCUUAUUUUUGUAUGUACAACUUACAAUCUUUUUUUUUAUGCUGUUAGAAGUAUUAAUGUCAUGGUAAUAAACUGAACCUUCCAAAGGUGAACGCCUCGUACCUUUCUUUUUUUUUUUCAUUUUAUAUCAAAUGCAUUAAAUGUAUAAUUAUAUACAAGCUCCUCAGUCUUGUGCGAAGUGUAAGACGAUUUUAGAUUCUAGCACUUCCGCCUCGGUCUAAACUAAUCGUUUACGAAUAUUAUGUAUCGAAUCAUUCUUUUCUGACAAACGUUUCGUUUCUUUUUCCCCCUCUCCUGUUCCGUUCUUUUUCAUUCUUUACGCGAUCGUAAUUAUUAUGUAUCGAGCAAACGAGUCGAAAGAUGAUUAAUUUCAUUUCUCAUAACACGAUUCUGUUGUUUCAUUAUGAGCUGAUGAUGAGAUAUAAAAAAUUCAUUGAAUAAUACAUAGCGUUUAAUUAUUGUAAUUUAGAAGCUUAUUGGCCGUGCGUGGCAGUUUGUUGAACUUUCAAAAUCAUUUCGGUCCGAUCACAAUUUUCGAUUCGAUCGUUCAAUCUCAAUUCGACUCGCUUUUCUUCAAUGCUUCGAAACGAAACGAACGUAAAAAUCUAAACUAUGGGUACGUGUAUAUUUAACAUAAUGAAGAAAAUAUUAUAGAAAA
Molecule: messenger RNA, 2697 nt
Organism: Apis florea (little honeybee)
Lineage: Eukaryota; Metazoa; Arthropoda; Insecta; Hymenoptera; Apidae
Product: sorting nexin-24
Molecular function (GO): phosphatidylinositol phosphate binding
Source: RefSeq, a predicted model, not a curated record